Messenger RNA from Physcomitrium patens, 7124 nucleotides. Its product is annotated as transcription initiation factor TFIID subunit 1. Lineage: Eukaryota; Viridiplantae; Streptophyta; Bryopsida; Funariales; Funariaceae. The record is from RefSeq and is a predicted model, not a curated record. Gene Ontology annotation, cellular component: transcription factor TFIID complex. Gene Ontology annotation, biological process: RNA polymerase II preinitiation complex assembly; transcription by RNA polymerase II. Gene Ontology annotation, molecular function: histone acetyltransferase activity; RNA polymerase II general transcription initiation factor activity; TBP-class protein binding.
UCGGGGCUCGAGGUUCGGUUUGCAGCUGGAUCUUCCCUCCACCCUCUAAUGGUUGUUUUGUUGUAGUUUUCGACAGUCCGUGUCGUAGGGAGCUUCCAAGUGCAACUACGGUGAUAUUGCUUUUUUGGGGUUUUACAGAAACUGGGUCCAACACAACAAGUUUGAUUCCCAGUCCCGCCAUCGCUGAUACGAGUGUUGCCGUAAAUUGUCGGCGAGUUUGCGGUGGGUUGAUUUGCAGAAAUGUCAUGGAAAUUGGAGCGUCGUCGAGGGGGCGGGGGGUUUCGCUGAGGUUUGGUUAACCUUUGGUUAGGUUUUAGACUUCAUUUGGUGCUGAUAGCGCAAUUUACGGUCGAGUAGUUUGGUUUGGUUAUGGAUUUUGUGGUUUUGAAGGAAGUUAGGGUUAGGUUUUGAUCAGACUUAGGAAUUAGUGGAUGGAGAGCGUUUUGUAGGUGUUCGAUGUCGGCGUCAUGAGGUCAUUGAUGGUGAUGAGGUGGUGGAGAGAAGGGCUCGGCAGAAAUUGGAACUGGCUGUUUCGAAGAACGUGUCUAAAUUGAACGGGGCUUGAAUUUGGGAGCCUUAUGGGGGAUAUAUAUAAAGAAGUCAGUGGAAAGGGCUACGAUGAGGAGGAAGAGGAGGAAGAUGGAGACGGAGAGGGAGAGGGAAGGGGCCAACAGAUGCUGGGGUUUAUGUUUGGCAAUGUGGACGACUCAGGUGGCCUUGACGAAGAGUAUCUCGAUCAGGACGCAAAGGAACAUUUGUCAGCACUGGCACACCAGUUGGGACCAUCAUUGGUUGAUAUCGAACAACUGUAUGCUAAGAGGAAAGAACUGACAGAUGUCAGUGAGGGUGAAGAACUUGAAGAUUAUGAUCAGAAAGCAGACGAUGCAGUGGACUAUGAAGACAUACAGGAACAGUACGAGGGUCCCGAAGUUCAACUUGCUCCGCAGGAUAUACGAUUUUAUGCUGAAGCUGCAUUGGCUGGACCCACUAAGCUGGCCGAAGAAGAUAAUUAUGACGAGGACGAGGAAUCUGAAUCUGAACAACCUUUGGAAGAGAAGGGAGAAGACGAGGAUUUUGAAUCCGAUCAGCUUGCUGGGGCUAAGUUGGAGUCACCUGUCAAGAAUACCUCAGAAACGGAAGAUGAGGUACCUCUGACUCAGGAGGAGGAAGAUGAAGUUCCUAUGGCACAAGAACAGUGUCGAACCAGUGCAGUGGACACCAUAGUUUCUGACGAUGAAGAUGAAAAAGAAGACUGGGACCAUAUUCUAGGAUCACAGGAAACGACCUCGUCUUCAAAGGACCAAGAAGAGGAGGCUGCGAAAAUUUCUCUUCCUGUCCUUUGUCAAGAGGAUGGAAAAACUGUGCUUAGGUUCUCGGAGCUUUUUGGCGUGCGAGAACCUUAUUGGGUCAUUGGUCAUCGUAAAGGCCGGCAAAGACGAGGUCAUAAUAGAGAGAAACGAGAACGACCUGAGGAGGAUUUGGAAGCUAUGGAAGAUGAUGAAGAGGCAGUACUGAAGAGGUGUUCGCAACAAAUUUUACUUGCUGCUGAAUCGUCAAGUGCGGAAGGGGACUUCGAAAGUGCGAGCAGUUUAGAGGAUUCUGACGUUGGAAGUGGACCAGAGGAAGAUAGCUAUCAGACAGCGUUCGUCCUUUCACACAACCGGCGAAAUCGGACUAAGCAGAAAAAGUUCGUGUUUACCCCCGCAGAACCCAUGAAAGUAGACGCCGACUUGUACGAGGACGAUAUCGCAGAAUCCAGGAGACUUAUUCCUGAUGCAAAUUUUGACCUUAUUUAUCUAGAAGAAUGGGAAGAUAAUAUCAUUUGGGAUAGCUUGGAUGCUACCAGACGUCCUCGUUGUCACUUGGUGGAGGUUGAUUCAGAGAGUGAGGAGAGUCGCGUGUCUGAGACCGAUCACCAGCCUCCUGCAACAAAACAAUGCCAUGAAGAGUUGAGUGAUUGCUCUGACUGUCAAAGGCCUUAUAUUGUGGAGCCAUUAUGUCAAAUAAGUAGCAAUGUAGAAGAUGAUGGACUAACUAUCCCUGCGAAAACCUCUAGACAUCCACAAAUGCUUAGACUUGAGACUUUGUCCCUUCGUAAAGAGCCCGAGGACGAAGAAAGGGCUGAAUUGUUGAAGCAUAUCAGCAACCUGACUCUUGAAGUGAAGGAGAAGAAUCAGGAGCUUUCACGUGGAGAUUGGCUCGGUAACAUUUGUUGGGGAGAUCUAGAGCCUGGUCUUCCAAGGUCAAAGGUUAUCUUUGAUUUGAUGGAUCCACAAAUGGUUUUUGAGACAACGGAGUCUAAAGAUGGCAAAUCCAUAUGCCUUCAUGCCGCUGCAGUUUUGCUUACUCCUCGAGGAAAAGAGGGGGCUUCUGAUGGUGCAGAAGGAACGGCCAAUGCUUCUUUGCCUCUGACCAGGUUCAACAUUAGUUGUGAUAAAUAUUACACAAAUAAGAAGACUCAUCAACAGCAGAAAUCAAAUGCCAAGAAGCGGGCUAUUCAUGGAGUCAAAGUGAUGCAUUCACUUCCAGCUAUUAAGCUUCAAAGCAUGAAGCCUAAGUUAUCCAAUAAGGACCUGGCAAAUUUUCAUCGCCCGAAGGCAGUAUGGUAUCCUCAUCACAAUGAGGUUGCCGCCAAGGAACAGGGAAAACUUGCAGCGAAGGGUCCUAUGAAAGUCAUUGUGAAAACACUAGGUGGUAAAGGAAGCAAGCUUACUGUUGAUGCCUCGGAGACCUUGGAUGUGCUCAAGGCAAAAGCUGCCAAGAAACUGGGAGACCUGAAACCUUCCGAAAAGACGAAGAUCUUUUAUUCGGGGAAGGAGUUGGUAGAUGGCUACACCUUUGCUCAACAGCAAGUACCACCAAAUUCGGUAUUGCAUUUAGUACGGACCAAGAUUUAUCCUUGGCCGAAAGCGCAGCGCCUGCCGGGUGAGAACAAGCCCUUACGACCACCAGGAGCCUUCAAGAAAAAGUCCGAGCUUUCUGUAAAGGAUGGUCAUGUUGCCCUAAUGGAGUAUUGUGAAGAAAGGCCCCUGGUUCUUGGAAAUGUAGGGAUGGGAAGUCGGCUUUAUACUUAUUACCGAAAGCGAACUCCGACUGAUGCUACCGCCGCUACCCUUCGUGCUGAACGGGGCCCUUGGGUUGGCAUUACUCUACCCCUAGAGCCAACUGAAGAUUCCCCGUUUCUUGGUGACAUUCGGCCUGGUGAAACACAGUCUAGCCUGGAGACAAACAUGUAUAGGGCACCUGUUUUCCCCCAUAAAGUUGCUACGACUGAUUUCCUGCUCGUUCGUUCCCCGAAGGGGAAACUGUCUCUUAGACGGAUUGACAGCGUCCAUGUUGUUGGCCAGCAGGAGCCUCACAUGGAGGUGUUGACUCCAACUUCCAAGUUAGUGCAGAAUUACGUAGGGAACCGAUUAUUAGUAUAUUUGUACCGUGAAUUCCGUGAGAAGGAGAAGCCCGGUGUUAUUACACCUCACGUACGGGCCGAUGAUGUAACGUCGCAAUUCCCUUCGCUUACUGAAGGCUUUAUCAGGAAACGGCUGAAGCAUUGUGCUGAUCUUCAGAAAAUUGGAGGGGAGAUGUGCUGGAUAAUGCGACGAAAUUUUAGGAUUCCUUCUGAGGAAGAAAUGAGACGUUUGGUGACACCUGAGAAUGUGUGUACAUACGAAAGCAUGCAAGCUGGGCUUCAUCACCUGAAGCGUAUGGGUGUACAUAAAUUAACACAACCGUCGGGGUUAUCUGCUGCCAUGAACCAGCUUCCAGAUGAGGCUAUAACUCUAGCAGCUGCUUCACACAUUGAGAGGGAACUGCAAAUCACUCCCUGGAAUUUGAGUUCUAAUUUUGUUGCCGCUACAAUGCAGGGAAGGGGAAGCUUAGAGCGUCUAGAGAUUGUGGGAGCUGGUGAUCCAUCUGGCCGGGGACUGGGCUUCAGCUACCUACGUGUGGCAACCAAACCUCCUAACGCUGGUGCUUUGGUUGAGAAGAAAGCAGCAGCUGCAAGGGGUGGGGGAGCUGUUACUGGCACUGACGCUGAUCUUCGCCGUCUUAGUAUGGAAGCUGCACGAGAGGUACUCUUAAAGUUCAAGGUCCCAGAAGAGGUCAUAGACAAGUUAACUCGGUGGCAUCGAAUUGCAAUGGUUCGAAAACUUUCAAGUGAACAAGCUGCUACAGGUGUGAAGCUUGGCGCGGCCACUUUGAAUAAAUUUGCUCGAGGACAGCGGAUGUCAUUUCUUCAGCUUCAGCAACAAACUCGAGAGAAAUGUCAAGAUAUCUGGGAUAGACAAGCACAAAGUCUUUCGAUUGCAGACGGUGAUGAUUCAGAAAGUGAUGGAGAAGCUGGUGGAGACCUCGAUUCUUUUGCUGGUGAUUUAGAGAAUCUUUUAGAGGCCGAGGAGGGAGACGAAGUUGGAGGUAAGAAAGGAAAGCGAGAAGGUAUGGGAGGUCUCGGGGCUCGGCUUCGCAAACAGAUAGCUCAACAAGAAGAAGAUAUUGAAGAUGAAGAGGCUGAAGCAGCCGAACUCCGGAGAAUGCUCCGUGCAGACGACGAAGCCGAGGAGGAACAAAAGAAGAAGAAAAAUAUUCUUGUGAACAAAGAUAAAAAGAAGGAGCUGGAAAGUGUGGAAACGCCUCCUGAUUUAGGUGUAGGUGGUGAAGGACAAGCUGGCAAGAAGAAGAAGAAAAUCAUCAAACGUAUUAUUCGUACCAAGAAGCCAGAUGGAACUUAUACCUCGAAAGAAGUUAUCAUCACUGACCCUAAAGAGGUAGCAAUUUACUUAGCGAAAAAGAAUGCGAACAAGGCGGCAAACCAAGCAGGAGGUACUGAGAAAGAUGGUGCUGCAAGUAAGGGCACAGGAAAGCCGCCUUUGGUUAACAAAAAGAUAAAGAGGAGCGGAGGUCCUGUAAAAGAGAUGCCAGCUAAGGUCAAGGUAAAUGGGAAACUUGGGCGAGAUGCUUUAUCGCUGGUUUGUGGGGCCUGUGGUCAGCUUGGUCACAUGCGCACAAACAAGAAAUGUCCUUUGUACAAUGAAGAAGGUGAGCCUGUGGCUUGGCAAGACUCAGGGGCAGCUGCCGACGGCACGUUAGAACGUCAAGGAACGAAGAUCACCUUCAAGAGAAAGUCUAUUCCUACUAAGAAAGUGGACGAAUUGGAAUCUCCAAAAUCGGCACAGGCUCCUGUGGUCAGAACUCCAUUACCAAAGAAAGAGAUUCCUGCCCCUGUACCUUUAAUUAAGACCCCUUCCCUGAAGAUGAAGAUUAAGCUUAUUUCAGGAGCCAAUCAAAUUCUUGAUGAUUCUCCUGCACAUUCUGUAUCGAAACCUGCUCGGGAGAAAGUUGAGAAAUCGGCUGGAGUCGAUGUUAACGAUGGAGGAGACGCUGGGUCCAGCCAACCUGCACGGCCUCCUGUUAUCAAGCUUAAGCUGUCUAGCCAGAAGCAGAAAGGGCAGGGUUUGAAGCGAUUGAAGCCGGACCUUGACUCAGAGACAAGGAAGGAAAGGGAGAGGACACGGGAAAAGGAGAAGAAGGAGCGUGAAGAAUAUGAGAGGGAAAAGAAAGAACGAGAAGAGUAUCAGAAAGCCUUGGAUGAGGAAACGGAGAGGGAGGAGAGAGAGAGAGAAGAGAGGGAGCGGGAAAGGGAGGAAAAAGUGGAGAGGGAUUUUAAAAGACGAACAACUAUGCCUCGUACUAAUGGAGCUGAAAGUAGUCGAGGUAAUAAGGUUGAGAAUAAGCUGGUGUUCAAACCAUUGAAGAAGAAGAUCGUACGCGCCAAGGACGAUGCUGAGUUGAUGAGAAGAAGAGAAAGAGAGCGGGAGCAGGUGGAACGUAUGGAGAGAGAUAGGGAAAGACAGGAAGCUGAGGAAUAUCAACGUGCAUUGCAAGAGGAGUUAAAAAGAGAACAAGAAGAGCUCGAGCGAAAAGAACAGAGGGAAAGAGCAGAGCGAGAAGAGAGGCAGCGGAGAGAAAAAGAAAAAAUUGAUCGAGAGCGUCACAGACUGCAUAUGAAAGAAAAAGAAAGACGACAACGAGAGCGGGAAGCUAAGUCUCGUGAAGCUGUUGAGCUACAAGCUCAGAAAGCACAGGAAGAAAGAGAGAGGCAGAUUAAAGAAGAAGAGCGACUGCAGCAGCAGCGUGAUAAAGUGAAGAUCAGGGAGAAGAGUCUGAAGUCUAAGCAUAUGAAGGAGCGCACAAGGAAUAUAUCUGUACCUUCACCUGGUCUUCCAGUGACAGAUCAUCGUUCUAAAGGGCUCAAGAGGCGGCAUGAAGCACCCCCACCUCCAUACCAUCACAUUCCAGACCAUGGUAAUGCUCCCAAGCGAUUGCGUAAGAAAGGAGGCGAGGUCGAGCUCUGCAACAUUUUAGAAACGGUUGUGGAGAACUUGAAGAAUGCGGAUUGUUCCUAUUUGUUUCUAAAGCCAGUGCCCAAGAAAGAGGCUCCUGAUUACCUCCAUUUUGUAAAGCGCCCAAUGGACCUGUCAACAAUCCGUGAAAGGGUUCGGAAGCUCAAGUAUAAAAGCCGUGAAGAUUUUCGGAAGGAUGUUCAGCAAAUUGCUGAAAAUGCCCAUCUUUACAACGAUGGUAGGAAUCCAGGUAUCCCUCCUCUGGCCGACAGACUGCUUGCGCUCUGCGAUGUGGAGCUGGAUGCAAGGUAUGAAGAUCUUGACGAAGCGGAAGCAGGCAUUGAACCCUUGGAUAACGGGUCAAGUGGAAACUCUCCGAGGCUUGACCGUCGUCGAAGUAUCCGCACGUUUUAGUAUCCUUGAAGGUUUUGAUGGCGGCAUUUUGGAGCCAUUGCAUAUCGUUAAGGGGGAGGCUCGCUACAGGAAGGUCGAUUUAUCGUCAAGAUUGUGAGGCUAAUUGGCUCUCAAGUUGCGGGCUGUAAUUUGAAGAUACGGAACUCUGUUCAAAGCUUGAGAGGGGAUAUUUCCUUCUUCUGUGCAUAUUGUGACAUUAUGUAGGUUUUGAAGGUAGCAACACAGCCUUGUGGAAGCUCUGCAAUAUUGCAAAAAUAGCUCCAUGACUCCUUUUUUUAAGAAAAAAUUGCAUGUGCCGUUGCGUCUGAAAGCGUAUGGACAUGCUCCCUCUUGUACUGUCAUUAUUUGAAUAAACUUCACAAUUAGUUCCAAUUC